UAUGAUGCCUUCGACUAGUUUAUAUCUCUUGUUUCCUUUUUCCGCCUUCCUCUUUCCCUUCUGCCGCAAUGUCUAAGAGAGGACGUGGUGGGUCAUCUGGAGCAAAGUUCCGCAUAUCCCUGGGUCUCCCAGUGGGAGCGGUCAUCAACUGCGCUGACAACACAGGUGCCAAGAACCUGUACAUCAUCUCUGUAAAGGGUAUCAAGGGUCGUCUGAACCGUCUGCCCGCCGCUGGUGUGGGUGACAUGGUGAUGGCCACAGUCAAGAAAGGCAAGCCCGAACUCAGGAAGAAGGUGCAUCCUGCAGUGGUGAUACGGCAACGAAAGUCGUACCGGCGAAAAGAUGGUGUGUUUCUCUACUUUGAAGACAAUGCAGGGGUCAUAGUGAACGUUAAAGGAGAAAUGAAAGGCUCAGCGAUCACAGGCCCUGUGGCCAAGGAGUGUGCCGACCUCUGGCCGAGGAUCGCCUCCAACGCUGGUAGCAUAGCCUGACCUGGACCCUGCGCUGUUUUCAAUAAAAACUGUUAUAAAGUUUAGAA
Osmerus eperlanus (European smelt) is the source of this 538-nucleotide messenger RNA. RefSeq names its product ribosomal protein L23 (gene rpl23). Bases 69 to 491 code for a protein of 140 amino acids. The transcript has 5 exons. Gene Ontology annotation, molecular function: large ribosomal subunit rRNA binding; structural constituent of ribosome. NCBI's taxonomy places the organism in Eukaryota, Metazoa, Chordata, Actinopteri, Osmeriformes, Osmeridae. Gene Ontology annotation, cellular component: cytosolic large ribosomal subunit; ribosome. The record is from RefSeq and is a predicted model, not a curated record. Gene Ontology annotation, biological process: translation.